GUAGAAACCCAGAAACCAUACUCCUCUUUCCGACUUUCCCUAAACUAUUCGUACCAACUAUAAAAGCCCGCCUACUUUUAAGUAUAAAUCCCGGUUGACAAAUUUCGGUGCUUUCUCUCUCCUUCCAACUUACGCUUGCUCUGGUCUGAUUCAACUAGUACUCAAAUACUUACGACUUCUGUUUAGCUGGUGAAUUGUUGCUACCAAGGAUGGCUGAAGAGAGUCACAGAGUCGCUCUUAAUGUCUAUGAUUUGAGCCAGGGACUUGCUCGUCAGCUUUCUACCACAUUUCUUGGGAAAGCCAUAGAAGCAAUAUGGCACACUGGAAUUGUAGUUUAUGGCAAUGAAUACUUUUUUGGGGGAGGUAUACAGCAUGCUCCUGCUGGAUCAACACAAUACGGGACACCAAUGCGAGUUGUAGAAUUGGGGACUACAUAUGUGCCUCAAGAUGUGUUUGAAAGUUACUUGGAGGAAAUUGGUCCUCGUUACACUGCUGAAACAUACAGUUUACUUGCCCACAAUUGCAACAACUUCAGCAAUGAGGUUGCCCAAUUUCUUGUAGGAGCAUCCAUUCCAGAUUAUAUUCUUCAGCUCCCAAAUGAAGUUAUGAGUACCCCCAUGGGUGCUGCAUUUCUGCCUAUGAUUCAGCAACUGGAGGCAACAAUGAAAGCAGGGGCGGUGCCCCAAGUUCCUCAGUUCAGACCGCCAUCAUUAGGACAGGCUAAAGCAAGUGUGACUAGCAAUCAGAGCCAGUCCUCAAAUGUGUCUUCUGAAGCAUCCAAGAACAAUAUCGAAUCAAACAAAAAAGAGGAAGCAAACACAUCGCAGAAGACGAUAAACGAGGCAGUGCCUCCUGCUGUCGAGCCUAAGAAAGCACAAGAGACAUCUGAUGGUCCAGUUGAAGACCCUCUUGGUAAUGCCAGAGGCAAGGUGCAAGAGGAGAUCACCAGAGAAUUUGCUGCUUUAAUGGCUACAGGGACUCUGAGGGCAAGUGAGGCUGCUGCUCAAGCAACUCGUAACGUCAUGGAGAGAUAUGGAAAAUUAAAUCUUGCAAUGUCUUAGAAGACUUAGAAACGAUAUCUUACUACCUCAUUUAUUCUAUUUUAUUUGAAAUUUAACUCAAUUUAAACACAUCUCCAUAGCUUUUCUCUAUUCAAGUGUAGAAUUGUGUUUGGUUUCGUCAUGAAACUGGUUUUUGGCUCGCUGCAGUUGUUAUUGGUUAUCUGUUUUGAGGCAGAGUUUUGUAAACCAGUUCAAUGAGGAAUUAUCUUCUUAUUAGGGCUAGAAAUUGAUUGAAAUUGACAAGGUAGUUGUUAGCAUUUACUCUAGUAUUCACAUCGUUUCUUUUUCUGUUCUUUCA
Spinacia oleracea (spinach) is the source of this 1359-nucleotide messenger RNA. RefSeq lists its product as uncharacterized. Bases 210 to 1061 code for a protein of 283 amino acids. The transcript has 5 exons. Lineage: Eukaryota; Viridiplantae; Streptophyta; Magnoliopsida; Caryophyllales; Amaranthaceae. Gene Ontology annotation, molecular function: peptidase activity. The record is from RefSeq and is a predicted model, not a curated record. Gene Ontology annotation, biological process: protein modification by small protein removal.